Messenger RNA from Sander lucioperca (pikeperch), 2385 nucleotides. RefSeq names its product leucine rich repeat containing 31 (gene lrrc31). Gene Ontology annotation, molecular function: protein binding. The record is from RefSeq and is a predicted model, not a curated record. The transcript is spliced from 10 exons. Lineage: Eukaryota; Metazoa; Chordata; Actinopteri; Perciformes; Percidae. The coding region runs from base 358 to 2082 and encodes 574 amino acids.
UACUGAAGGUGUUGUCGCACUUCCGGGAUGAUCCACCUGACGAGCACGGGACGUGACGUCAUCCAGGUUUUAACCUCCGGGCAGAGAGAGAGAGAGAGGGGAGCUGAUCAGUCAUCAAAGUAGUGAUUCUCAAAGUUUAGCUGCAGAUGGGAUUUAGUUAAAUGUGACUUUACUGAGAGUCGGUGCCGGUUUUGUGUUGUAUUUAUUUAUUUUUAUUUUUUAUCUAUUAUCUCUUCAUGUUCGGACUUGAACGCAUCACCGUGACGAGUAACAGCAGAUAAACACACUCGAGUUUGUAUUUAUUUAUUUUCUAUCCUUUGCUUUUUGUUUUCGGAGCUGAGCCCUUCAAACCCGCUCAUGGAGUCUGCAGAGACGAGAGUCAGUCAGAGGCGUUCCCCUCUCGACCUCAUCAUGAGCCAGAUCCGCAGGAAACGCACGGCCGCAGACAGGAAGCCGCUGGGACGCUUCCUGUCCCGAGACCGGACGGGGAUCCCUGAGGACGGGGAGGCGGAGGGCAGGGAGGAGAGAGGACAGAGCUCAGGUGUUGCCGUGGCAGCGGAGAGCGAGCGGGACGUGGGCUGGGGGGGGGUGUGUGUUUUCCUGCAGAGGUUGGGGAAGAAGAGCGACAGCCGGAGCCUCAGCCUGGCCCACUGUGACCUCACUGCUACAGACCUGCUGGAGCUAGCGACGUUGCUCCAGUUUCUCCCCCAGCUGGAGGAAGUGGACAUCUCGUGGAACGAUCUGAUUGGCGGAUGCCUGAAAGCGCUGACCUCUCACCUGCAUCAUGUGGGCGGGAUCAGGAAGCUGAGGCUCUGCAGCUGUAGGCUCGACACCGAUGAUGUCGCUGCUCUGGGUGAAGCUCUCGGCAGCGUGCUCCUCUUGGAGAUCCUCGAUUUGUCCUGGAACAGUGGCAUCCGGGGCGGCGCUUUGCAAGGCCUGCUGGGUAAACUUCCCCCGCCACUGAGGGAGCUCCACCUGGUGGCCUGCCAGCUCACUGCAGCUGAUGCUGCUGUACUGGGAGGAAUGGUGUCUUCUCUCCCCAAACUCUGUGUGUUGGACGUCUCCUGUAAUCCUCAGCUCACGCAGGAAGUUGAUGCCGGCGGCUUCAGAGCGCUGGCCUCCUCUCUCUGUCACACUGCCUCGCUCACCACGCUUCGCUUACAGGCCUGCGGUCUGACGGCGGACAGCCUCGAUGCUCUCGGUGGUUCGCUCCGCUGCCUCCCCGCUUUGCAAGAGUUGGACCUGUCCUGUAACAAAAGUCUGGCUGGAGGACUGAACCGCCUCACGCUCCACCUGACUCACCUCACGCACCUGGAGAGCCUCGACCUCCACCUCUGCUGUCUCAAACACACCGACCUGGAAGCUCUGAUCCAGGUGCUCCCCUCUCUGACGGCGCUGACGGAGCUUGACCUGUCGUCCAAUAAGGAGGCAGGGGGAGUGGUCCACCCGCUGGUCUCCGCCCUUCCUCUGACACAGAUGAGGCGUUUGCCGCUGAACAGCUGCAGCCUGAACCAGGAGUCCUUCACCGCUCUGGCUCUGGCCGUGCCGUACCUGCGCAGCGUGGAUGUGUCCUGGUGUAAAGUGGUUGGCGGGCGUCUGGCGCUGCUCCUCGACGCUUUGCAGCCAUCAGUCAUCCUGGAGCUCCGCCUCAGCAGCUGUGAGCUCACUACCGAUGACCUGCAUCACCUAGCUGCCGUGUGCAGACGGGGCUGCCUGUCCUCUCUGCGGCUGCUGGAUCUGUCCUACAACGGCUCGGUCGGCGAUGACGGCUGGACCGCCCUGUUGGCAGCAGGAGGCCUGGGCUCGCUGGAGGAAGCGGACCUGAGCCUACGACCCUCGUCCUGCGCUCCGUGUUCGGCCUGGCUACCGGCGCUGCUCGGUGCUCUGCCUCGACUUCCCGCGCUGACGCGCCUGGCGCUGCAGCGCUGGACCAUCGGCUCCCGGGACAGAAAGCAGCUGGACCACUGCCUGAGGAAGAGGAGCGUCCUGCUGGAGUGGGAUCCGCCCAAUACAGACGGGGCAGCGUCGUCGUUUAAGGCGACCGAUCAGGAAAGUCCGGAGGAGAGUCGGUCUGAAGAGUAGGCAUCCAAAACUCAAAAGCUGCUUAUCUGAUGUCAUACGUCACUAAUGAAGGAAUUAAAAAGCAUCACCAGCACUCUGAGAUUUAAACAGAGACACGUAUAGUUAUAAUAUUCAAGAGAUUUCUUUCUUUGUCAUUUUUAUGCUCCACAUGAAAACAAAAUUGUGUUUCACCCAUCCACCAGUCAGUGAAUAAAUCAGUGCAAGACGGAAGACUUUAAAAUGAUAAGCUCAUAAAUAAAAGCACGUAAUAAAGAAACUAAGAUUACACUAAAAUAGAACAAAAUAAGUAGUUUUGAUAAUAUU